UGAUCAAACCACUAUCAUCAUUUCCUGAAGAUUAUUAGUAUUUUUCAGGCUGAUUAUCUCUUAAACAACCUGACUAUGUGUGUGUGACUUGUCUGUGUGACUGGAAAACAGCAGAGAGGCGCUGUGAGAAAACACUUAGGGAACAUGAGGUGGAUAUGGCUCAUCGCUUGAGGAAGUUAUUGGAAAUUAUGACAUGACAUCACCACCGUUUUUUCGUGGCUUUGUUUGGUGCUUCUCCUGACCACGCCUUCCUGUCGGCUCCAUCAUAAAGCAGCCAGGCUGUGUAUCUGUGUGCACCAGUUGAACUCCAGUUUGUGUGGACAACAGGUGCACUACAGCCUCUCUCCAACCUCGCUGUUGGAUAAUGCCCGCAGAGCGCCGCUCGUCGCUUUGCGCAGGGCUUCCUCAUCUGCACUUUGGACAUUUGCACGUUUUUAUAUCCUGACCACUUCCAGCCACAAAAAUGCCUUUUCCGCCUAUCAGCCUGCAGCAGCGGAUCUCAUCUCCUGGCAGGGAACUGUUCGGGAAGAAGAAAGCCAGCGGAGUGCCUCCUCAGACUGAGCUCACCAGCAAAUCCGGCAGAGAGAAAGGGGGGUCCGAUAAGGAGAAGCAGUCCAUUUCUUGGACAUCAGCGAAUUUAAGGAACUUGGGGAGAAAGCCCCAACAGGAGAAGAGCAAAAGCCCAACUCAAAAGGCGGGUGUCGGCCAGGAAUCCCAGGGAAAAUCCUCCUGGCUGACGGUGCCCAAACCUCAGGACUCAUCCGAAGGAGUCAGGCGCUCCAGCUCCAUGGACUCCGCCAGACAGCUCCACGGUAAAGAGGAAGGGAAGAAGGAGAUUCAGUUUACACUCAGUCUCACACCCGAAGCCAUUCUUGUCAUACAAAAACGAAAUCUUGAAAAGCAGAUGAUGGCAAAGCAACAGAAAUGUUGCGCCUCGGCGGACUUUAGGCACAGGCGAGUUUUUCCAUCCAAAAAGGCGCACGGUGGGUCUAAAGGCUGCGCGCCUGUCGCCAAAGCGGAAAGCACCGAGCAGGACAUCACCGCAAUUGUUAAAAUAUCUCUUUUGAAUGAUCAAUACAAGUACGACGAUGUGGAGUAUGAAGAAGAGGAUGGAGACGUGGAUGAGACUGUUGUGAGGAAAUGUAAAGAGUGGCUCAAAGGGGUGGAGAAUGCCGCUGCUUUGGGAAAAGUCGACAAACUUUCUGCACUUCCGCACCUUAAAAGCUGCUGACACCUGACUUCUGAUGUUUCGUUUUGCAGCAGCAGACUGAGAACAGAGAUGAUGGACUCAUGAAAAAGUGUGCACCGGUGUAUGCCUGCUGCAAUGACAUCUUAAAUUUGAGUGUUGUAAAUUAAGCGUUUGGAAAUAAGGGGAAAGAAACCGCUUUCCUCCAGAGGAAUGUCGACUUGUUGAAGAAUUAUUUACUAAAAAUGUAUGUCACAAAAAAGACACGUAUUAAAAUUAUGAAAUAAGAGUAAAUUGCAUUAGAAUAAGAGCAAAUCUGACAACAAAAAUCAUUUUAAAGCUUAAUUGCAGCCUGUGGCUCUUCCAACAGUGCUUUUUAUGGUUCACAGGGAUGUUGCUUUGCCAGUUUAAUGCCUAACCAAUUUUUCUUUUUCUUUUUUGACGUUUAAACUGAAUACCUUAAUAUUCUCGUCCUUUGCACAUGGUUUUUGUUUUCAGUGGGGCGCCUGUGGAUUGGCAGAGUGCUUUGCGUAAAGGGACGCGAAACCGUUCCUUUGUGUUGGAGAACAAUAAGCUGUCAACAACAGGGCUUUAUAUGCGCCUGCUGCUGGAAACCAAACUGGACUGUUUAAGUUUCCUCUAAAAAGAGGGUUAUAUCCUUUGUAGGGAUUUAUCAGUGAUGUACAGUAUUUAAUAUUUGCUAAAUAUUUGUACUGUCAAAUUUGAAGUAAAAUGUCCUUUUUUAAAAUGAUGCAAGUGUCACUGACCCUUUUAAAUCUUUUAAAAGCU
Molecule: messenger RNA, 1975 nt
Organism: Larimichthys crocea (large yellow croaker)
Lineage: Eukaryota; Metazoa; Chordata; Actinopteri; Sciaenidae
Gene: prr18
Product: proline rich 18
Exons: 1
Coding region: 464-1231 (255 amino acids)
Source: RefSeq, a predicted model, not a curated record